Phyllotreta striolata is the source of this 1544-nucleotide messenger RNA. NCBI's taxonomy places the organism in Eukaryota, Metazoa, Arthropoda, Insecta, Coleoptera, Chrysomelidae. The record is from the annotation of a GenBank genome assembly.
AAAAAUUGUUAUACCAUCGUACGAAAAGUGACAUUAAGCAGCAACAUUAUGAAUAUUGUGAGAAAAAUAUCGAGAAUUUCUGUUUUAUCCUACCAAUAUGAUGAUAAACGAAAAUCUAUACGGCUUCAAAACACAGAAAAAGAACCAAAAGAUAAUUACUACUUGGUACACAUUACUCUAUUCCUACUGGGAUUUAUGAACAUGAUGCCCAUAAUGUUUUUCUCGGUGGCAAAUAACUAUUGGAUGUACAAAUUCAGGAACCCAGCAGUUAAAUACAUUCCUAAUGGACAGGAUAGAACGGAUUUGCAACAGUAUUUCCAAUCGAUAACAGGACCUUUUCAAACUGUACCAUCGGCUGUACUAUCUGUACUAACAGUGACUUAUUCCAAAUACAUAACGGAAAGGACUAUUAUAGGUUUGGUGGGUCUGACUGUGGUGACUGCUAUAUUUGCUGUGUUUCCUUUAAUCGAUACACGCAAUUGGCAACUGGAAUUCUUCGCAUUGGUCAUGGCUUUGUUAUUCGUCGACACAAUUUUCCUAUCGGCUUUCCAAUCUUCCACCAUGACGAUGCUGGCUAAGUUACCGGACGAUUAUCUGUUCCUGUUCAUAUUAGGACAAAACGGGACUUUGAUGAUAUCGAUAUUGCAAAUCGUAUCUCUGGUAGUGACCGAUUCCGAUGACAUGUCGGGAUUCAUUUACUUCGCAGUGGGAACUCUAAUGUCGUUAACCGUGUUAAUUUUCAUGCUAUUAGCGAAGCGCACGGAGGUGUAUCAACACUACGUGGAAAACGUGGAAAACAUCGAACAAUCCACCGAUAUGAAUUACUCCGAUAUCAUCGAUAUCACUAAAAAAAUAUGGCCGUGCAUGUUUUUGUUAUCAACGUCUUUAUUCAUAGUUUUUACUGUGUAUCCUUCCAUCAUGAGCUUAGUCGUUUCAGAACAAGCCAAUACCGAAUGGGGAGAUAAAUAUUUCAUACCGGUGACGGUGUUUUUCCUAUUCGAUGUAUUCGGGACGAUGGGAAAACUUCUCACUAGGAAAAUACAAAUGACGAAUUCGAAUAAAUGGUGGCACGUAACAUCAUCUGUAAUUAUGUCUUGUUUAAUCACGGUUUUUUACAUGUUUUGCAACGCCCAGCCCAGAACUCUGCCUGUGGUGUUCGACAAAGAUUGGGAAUUUAUCCUAAUGAACGUGAUAUUCGCUUUCUACAGCGGUUUUAUCAUAAACGUGUCGUUCAUGAGCUUAAAAUCCAUGUCGAUAGGCGUCGAAGACAACGCUUACUCCCUAAUGAAUCUCACCCUAUCCGUAGUCAGCACGAUUUUUUGCGCCAACGGAAUGAUCGCCGUCAAAUUAAUAGAUAUCGAUUAGAAAAAAAUGAUCCGAUUUUCAUUGAACGAACCCUUUGCAGUAUACGACGAACGCAAUUAUAUUCGAUAUAUUUACAGCGAUCGGGAUAACCGCAGGAUCGGGUCCCGGACAUCCAUACACAAACACGUCGCCGGGACGCGUGUCCUACACCGUGUAGAGCACAAGGCAAUCAUUGUCGG